Messenger RNA from Nanorana parkeri, 1367 nucleotides. RefSeq names its product toll-like receptor 2. The transcript has a single exon. Bases 47 to 1324 code for a protein of 425 amino acids. Gene Ontology annotation, biological process: lipopolysaccharide-mediated signaling pathway; positive regulation of type II interferon production; toll-like receptor 4 signaling pathway. Gene Ontology annotation, cellular component: external side of plasma membrane; lipopolysaccharide receptor complex; membrane raft. NCBI's taxonomy places the organism in Eukaryota, Metazoa, Chordata, Amphibia, Anura, Dicroglossidae. The record is from RefSeq and is a predicted model, not a curated record. Gene Ontology annotation, molecular function: protein binding; lipopolysaccharide binding.
CACCUAUGAUCACUCCCGUGGACAUUGUUCUUGUUCGCUUCUUAACAUGGAGAACAUCAUGACUAUUAUUUCAUGCAUUACAGCUUCCAGCUUUGAAUUUAAGGAAGGAACCUACAUGGAUGCCAACAAUUUUAUUAUAUACAGCAUUCAACUGCUACAGGCUCAAAGUGAAGUUCCAAAGCAGUUAAACAAGAUCAGUUUUGUAAAUGUUGUUUUGUCUGAGGAGUUUCUGUUUGCCUUUAUAAAAUGGUUGCAAAAUGUUCAAAUAACUUUGCUAGCGUUUGAAAACACAACUUUUGUGGGCAAAUAUAAUGUGACAAUGGGAGUACAACAACCUCGUAUAUCAUCAAUACAAUUCAUCAACAUGUCUUCACAUCCAUUAAUACAGAGAGAUACUGUGUUCUAUGGUCUUGGAAAUUGGAUGUCUACCCUGGGCAAAUUAACAGUGAUGAAGUCCAACUUAAAGGCUAUUCCAUGUGAUAUCAGUUUGAAUUUUAAGUAUAUGUCAGAUCUAGACCUAUCAGAAAACCUUCUUCAAGAGGAAAGUCUCUCUUCAUCUUUUUGUAGUGGUGCAUUUCCCAAUCUCAAGAUAUUAAAACUUCAUCGUAAUAAUUUAGUUAAUUAUGAAUCUGUCUGCCAAUCACUAAGGAAAUACAACCUAUUGGCACAUUUAGACCUAAGUAAGAACAAUUUCUCUAGAAAUUCCAGUUUUCUUUGUGAAUGGCAGCCAUCGUUAAUUCGCUUAAAUUUGUCUAAUACUGGCCUGGAGCAUGUUUAUAUUGGUUUGCCUAAAAACUGUGAAGUCCUUGAUUUAAGCCACAACAAAAUUGAAAUGCUAAAUAUCUCAUUGGCUAGACUCAAAGAGCUCUAUCUGUCUUACAAUGUUUUUACAACUCUUUCCCCCAUGGGUAAUCUCCCUUUUCUUCAGGUCAUAGCUGUUGAUGGGAAUCUUAUUGAAACCCUAAACAGAGGACAGCUGCAAUCUUUUGAACAUCUGAGAAGCUUUAUAGGAGACAAUAAUCGAUAUACUUGUUCAUGUUCUUUUGUGACUGAAAUGAGAGAAAUUGUAGAAAUGGAUUGGAUAGUUCAAAAUUGGCCCGAAGGAUACAUAUGCCAUUCCCCACCAGCAGUCAGGGAUAUGUUGGUUGAUGAUGUCUAUCGUUCCUUCUUUGACUGCCAUACGCAUCUCUUAAUAGUUUUGAUAUGCAUCAUAAUAUUAUUGUUAAGUAUAGCUAUUAUAAUUUGCUUUGUUAAAAUUCAUCGGAGUAACAAAACAAGAUCUUCACGGACAGUUAGUGGGAAUUCAAACAGUGUGCAGCUUUAAUAAGAUUUCAUUUUUCCUUGAAUCAGCUGGACUACCAAUAGGA